GGUUGAACUGGCACGUCUGAAGGAGAUCAAAGCCAAAUUAGAACAAGAAGACGAUCUUGGAGCGGAGCCGUUUCUGGACUACGUCGCUUAUCGCCUACAUCCCCUGAACACACGCGGUGAAGACAGGCGUUUAUUUGGCAUACAUCCUCAGCAGCUUCAGAACAACUCAUGUGCUUUGAGCGAUUUGAGUGCUGCUAUGUGGUGUGUAAAACCACCCAAGUAG
Haemonchus placei is the source of this 223-nucleotide messenger RNA. The record is from the annotation of a GenBank genome assembly. Lineage: Eukaryota; Metazoa; Nematoda; Chromadorea; Rhabditida; Trichostrongylidae.